CACCAAGUUGGCUCAUCAAAGCCACAGAGUGAUGGCUGGCCGGACUGGCUUCGACAUCGACGGCAUCCGCGAGGACAGCAGCGACGAGGAGAACGAAGACGUGUGGGACGCGCACCAGAUCGUCUCUGGGCUGUUCAUUGGCGGCAUCGGCUGCCUCGGAGACCGCUCGGCCCUCGCCGAACACAACAUCCAAUUUGUCCUCUCGCUGCACGAGGAGCAAGCCGAGCCACCCGUCGCUGGCGCCGGCGCAGCAAAGGAGCGGCCGAUCGAGUGGCUCAAGCGGAGCAUUACCGACAGGGCGGACAGCGAUUUGCUUUCGUUCAUCGACAAGCUGUGUGACGCGAUCGAGUUGGCGCGCUCACACAAAAAUGCUCCCCCACCCCCUCGCCAAACCCGCUGCCCCCCCCUACCCGAGGCGCUAGCGGGCGGCGGCGGCGUCCUCGUCGCGUGCCUCGCCGGCGCCUCCCCCUCCGCCGCCGUCGUCGCAGCCUACCUCGUCAAGCACCGCCGCAUGUCCCUCCGCGCCGCGACGGAGCGGCUGAGCGCCGCCCGCGCAGAGGCGGUGCCCAAUCGCGGCUUCUGGCGGCAGCUGGUCGCCUUCGAGCUGGUGCAGCGUGGGUGCGCCUCCUUCACCGAGGAGGAGCUGCCCGGCUCGGUCAUGUUCGAGCAGGAGCUGCUCGACAAGUGCAUCGGCGAGUACCUGCAAAAGGCGAAGCGCCGCCGCCCCGCCGCCGGCGAGGAGGAGGAGGAGGAGGAGGAGGGGCUGGUGCGGCCCCUCUUCGAGGACGACGAGGAGGAGGGUGUGGGUGUGGCUGCCUCCCCCUUAAAGCGGACGAGGCUUGACGACCCCCCCAUCCUAUUGGAGGACGCCGGCCGCCCCGCCUCCAUUGAGGGGUGAGG
Molecule: messenger RNA, 900 nt
Organism: Emiliania huxleyi CCMP1516
Lineage: Eukaryota; Haptophyta; Isochrysidales; Noelaerhabdaceae
Exons: 6
Coding region: 32-898 (288 amino acids)
Biological process (GO): protein dephosphorylation
Cellular component (GO): cytoplasm
Molecular function (GO): protein tyrosine/serine/threonine phosphatase activity
Source: RefSeq, a predicted model, not a curated record